Rhincodon typus (whale shark) is the source of this 3632-nucleotide messenger RNA. Its product is annotated as pleckstrin homology domain-containing family G member 3-like. The transcript has 7 exons. The annotation marks the transcript as partial. NCBI's taxonomy places the organism in Eukaryota, Metazoa, Chordata, Chondrichthyes, Orectolobiformes, Rhincodontidae. The record is from RefSeq and is a predicted model, not a curated record.
CCGGUGGAGGAAGUGGUGAGCUGCCGUAGGGGCCGCAGGCAAUCUGAGCCGACAAAACAGAUCCUGAAAUCCUUGGUACAGAGCGUUUCUCUAAAGCACGCAGGCAGCGAUGGAGAGCUUCUGGGCAAUAAGGAUUCGUUGAAUUCAUUGACGGGUGUCAGUACUGUUGGAUCUAGUAAGACUGAGCCUGAGGGCGAGAGGGAUGACAUUGAGGACAACCUGGCUCAUAGCAAAGAUUCCUUGGAACUCCAGAAUGCAAGUGAUUCUGAGGAAAUGGCGAGAGGUACAGAGUUUGUUCAAGAAGGUGUCGAGCCAGAAGAGGAAUUAAUGAUAGAGGGCGACCAGACUGAAGAUCCUGUUGAGCUACAGGAAGUCAAAGGAUGCAAACGGCAAAACAGCCAGCCCUCUGGAAAUGCAGAGAAGCGCAGAGGCUGGGACAGCGAUUCCAACGUCUCUGAAGAGGUUGCUUCCGUUUUGGAACCAAUAUCUCUUCAACAGAUGGUGACUGAAGCGUGCCAUUCUGCCCUACAGGAAAUCCAGUCUGACUCUGAGACGGCGUGCAGCACAGACGAACCCAAGGGGGCAGAUGGAUCCACUGAGGAUACUGAGGCGGAAGGCAGCGACUCAGGGAGGGGUGUCAUGGAGCCUACCAUGGAAUACUCAUUCAACGAGCCGGGCGAGGAACCGAAACACCUCAGCAGCGAAGACUCGACGGACGAGGACGAGCAAGAUCGCGAGUCGCGCAGCAUUCUCCCGCCAUCAGUGCUGGGCCAGGCCAGUCUCAUCGCUGGCCGCUUCAUCAACAGCCGAUCACGUCGCAACAGCCUAGCAGCGGAUGACAGCCGGUCCUGCGGCUGCUCGACGCCGAAGACAACGAGCAGACAGAGCAGCCUCGAGCGCGGGGACAAAUCGCCAUGGAACGGCGGCGCCUCUGGGACAAGCGAUGACUCCCAAGCGAGCAUUCGCCAAGCCAACGUCAGCCAGGAAAAGCACCUCGACGAACCUAGACUCAGCAGCCCGGAGGACGCGCCCCUGGAGACAGAUCGGAACGUUCCGAGGAGAAGGGACUCCACCUUGUCCCGCCAGGAUCGCCUGCUCAUUGAGAAGAUUAAGAGCUAUUACGACAACGCAGAGCACAAGGACGCCAACUUCAGCAUUCGAAGGCGAGAAAGCCUGUCCUACAUCCCCGCAGGCUUGGUCAGGAGCUCCAUCUCGAAGCUGAACAGCCAAAACAGGGAAGAGGAUUUGCGAGAGGCCACGCUGAGGAGACGGUUGGCCGCUUCCAGCACGGCCGCUGGUGGGCCACUGCCUCAUGCUUUGUCGGACCUUCCGGAUCCCAAUACCCAACCAGGCUCCCACUCCCCUUCUCCAGAAUCAGGAGCCCCGCCACCAGCACGUGACGGUCCUGCAGAAGACAGUCUGCCUUUGGACUUCUCAAGGGGGGCCGACCCCGUUUCCCAGGACCCCAUUACUGACGCUGAAUUCCAACCAUCUGCCAACAUGGUCAAAGUCUGGCAAGAGAUGGAGAGAGUGGCGGACGCUGCAGCAGAGCCUCCCAAAAGGACGGAGCAGAGACUCGAGUCAAUGCGAAGGCCCGAGGUCUUUGAACCUAUCCCUGAGAUGCUGAAGAAAAGAGAAGCCGCAAACACUGAACGAUGCCAAAUAAAACAGCUCAGCAACGGCAGGAUUAUUUUUGGCCUCGAUUUCAACGAGCCAUUGGUUAUUGUGGAAGACAGCGACCUAAGUGCCAUAAAGGAAGAGUCACCGCUUUCUUCUCCAGUGAGGUUCACUCAUGAGUGUGGACUGCAAAGAAGACCAAGUGAGAAAUCGCAACGUGGUGACAGGGAGCACGCUGAUGAAGUGCUGCCUAUCCAAACGUCUGACCCAUUGGCUCAAGCACCGUUGUGCGUCCAACCAGCCAAGUGCUCAGGGCCAGAAAACAAAACCUCACCACCACAACCACCCGACACCCGCUCCAGUCUCACCGUUAAGAAGCAGGACCAACCAGCGCGAGGCACCAGAGCCCCUGUAGCCCAGGCAGGAUCGAGGGCCCAGAGUGAAGAGUUACUAAGAGAGGUGACAGAGAAGAUGAAGACCAGGGUCUACCAACUGGCCAGGAUAUACAGUCAGCGGAUUAAGAACAACAAGCCAGUGGUGCAAAAGAGAAGCCAACACAUAGAGGAGGAGCCGAUGAGCAGCGAAAAAGAAGUGGGUAGUGAACUGGCCAAGGUGCCUCAUCUCCAGAAGGACAAAAAGGAUAUGGUUGUUGGCGCAGAUAAAUCAAAGAUGGCACUGUCUAUGCCGUUCUAUGAACAUGUCAUUAUUCAGGAACAAGUGCCAUUGACACCAUUGAUGGAGGAGCCCAACACCCCACCUCUGAGCAAGGAGUUGCAAUCGAUCCUUCCAUCUUCCAGCAGGAUUCCAUCUCCUCGACGUUCCGUCAUCAGCCCGAAUUUAACAUCUCCGGCCAGGUCCCAUUCCAGGAGUCCCCUGAGCCCGACUGAGAUGGAAACCUUCCUGUGGCCCGAUGUUCGGGAACUCUGCUCUAAGUAUGCCGCUGUGGACGCUCGGUUUGCGAGAAACUCUGCGCAGAGGCCAGUGCGAAUGACUGAAAGUGGCUGCCCCAAACUGACCCGAGUUGCCAAGAGUAUGUCCAUGCCCAACGGAAUGAUGGAAGGCAGACUGUCCCACGCCAGUUCUUUGGAACAAGAGGACAAUUCCAAAGCGGGUUACUGCCCGUCCAGUGCAAAGUCUCAGCCGUUGAAGGCAGCUUCCAGUACGGGGGCCAGGAAACAGCUACAUUCCGACUCGUCCAUCCAGUACCUUGUACAGGCGACCCCUGAAAGUCCCCUCAGGAAUCACACAAACUGCUCGAGGACUGCCUUAUCGGACUGCAGGUGCACUGAGCAAAGUUCCAGUUCAAACUGCAAGCACUGUCACUUUAUGAAAGGCACGGAAGGCACUCAUUACGUUUCCUCGGAGUUCACUGUGCAAGAUCAGCAGGUCAUCAUCAUGGAGAAAUUGCCAUGCGAUGGGGAUGAUCUGAGCAGUCAUAGGAACGAGCAGACCACGAAAGAGAGCAGCAGUGGCGGGGAGGGCUACGUCCAGAUCAGGUCUCCAACGUCGCGCGAGAACAUCUCCAUCCAGGCGGUCGUGGAAAGGUGCAGGGCCUACCAGGAGUCAGAGGAGUAUAAGAUAAGGCAAGAGACCGAAGCCAAGAGCUGGAGGCCAGGAAAUGCCAAGAUGCGAGCUCCUGCGGGAGCUGAGAAAAAAGUCUCCUCGACCAAACGACAGGCAGAACCCAGAAAGGAGAUGAGCCAGCUCCACAGGAGGACAGACUUGGGCCAACAAGGCCUGGUGAAGAACCUGAGAGACAAGUUUCAGAGCUUGAGUUCAGCCAGGUAAACACACGCUGGCUUCGUUCUCAGAUGCUUCUUGGAUAUCAAACCACUGUACUUGGUCAAAUGGAUGUAAAAAAAAUUAUUCAAGGUGUGGCGUUUUGUUCUUGGACAAGAGGCCCAGAACAUUAACCUGACCUUCACUGAAAUGUCUAGAAACUGAAACUAGUAACUGGUGUCUCAAUGCUUAGCCAGUUUAUUUAUCAAACCUCAAUAAAUUUAUAAUUGAACUGA